GGUAAAGCGGCUGCUCUCUCUCUGCAUCCCUGCCUCGCCUCACGGCCUGCACGCUCUCCUGGCCGAUCCCACUCGUGCUAUCCAGCCUUUCCCUCGCCCUUUCGCGCUUACAAAACGCUUUUUCAGCUAUCGUGAACCACCUGAGCAGGCAACUGUAGCCGCAGUAAACGAUGGGGGCUUGUGUGUAGUCUCGACAUGCUUUAUUCAGAGGGAAUAUAUGAAGGAGGAGGUGGAGGAGUGUGCUGAAGAUGAGGCGACUGAAUCGGAAGAAGACCCUGAGUUUGAUGAAAGAAUUGGAUGCCUUCCCAAAGGUUCCUGAAAGCUAUGUGGAGACUUCAGCCAGUGGAGGCACAGUGUCUCUGAUAGCAUUUACAACAAUAGCUUUCCUGACUAUAAUGGAGUUCAUGGUGUACCGGGACACAUGGAUGAAAUAUGAAUAUGAAGUAGACAAGGAUUUUACUAGUAAAUUAAGGAUCAAUAUUGAUAUUACAGUUGCCAUGAGGUGUCAAUAUGUGGGGGCUGAUGUUCUGGAUUUAGCAGAAACAAUGGUUGCCUCUGCAGAUGGGUUAAUCUAUGAACCAGUACCAUUUGAGCUCACCCCACAACAAAAAGAAUUGCAAAGGAUGCUGCAACUAAUUCAGAGUAGGCUGCAGGAAGAACACUCUCUUCAAGAUGUGAUAUUCAAAAGUGCAUUUAAAAGUGCUUCUACAGCACUGCCACCACGGGAAGAUAAUUCAUUACAGUCUCCAGAUGCAUGCAGAAUUCAUGGUCAUCUCUAUGUCAAUAAAGUGGCAGGGAACUUUCACAUAACUGUGGGCAAGGCAAUACCACACCCCCGAGGCCAUGCACACUUGGCAGCCCUUGUAAGCCAUGAGUCCUAUAACUUCUCCCAUAGAAUAGAUCAUUUAUCAUUUGGAGAGCUUAUUCCAGGAAUUAUUAAUCCCUUGGAUGGAACAGAAAAAAUUGCAUCAGAUCACAAUCAGAUGUUCCAAUAUUUUAUCACAGUUGUGCCAACCAAACUCCACACAUACAAAAUUUCAGCAGAAACUCAUCAAUUUUCAGUGACAGAAAGGGAAAGAGUAAUUAACCAUGCAGCUGGCAGCCAUGGGGUGUCAGGAAUAUUCAUGAAAUAUGACAUCAGUUCACUUAUGGUGACGGUGACAGAAGAACACAUGCCUUUUUGGCAGUUCUUAGUGAGGCUCUGUGGUAUUAUUGGUGGAAUUUUUUCAACUACAGGAAUUUUACAUGGCUUCGGAAGAUUUGUAGCAGAAAUUAUUUUUUGCCGUUUCAGACUGGGCUCUUACAAAUCCACAUCGGUUCCCCUUCCUGAUGGCCACACAAGCAACCACUUACCUCUAAUUACAGACAAUAAUACACAUUAGCCUCCUGAGAAAAUUUUUUUCUUCCUGCCUGAUACAGACUUUUUUAUAAUAAAGAAAACAUUGUGCAAUAUCCUAAGACAGUGCUGAUGGGCAGCAAAAAUUGGAGCCUUUACAAAAAAAAAAAACCUCCAACAAAACAAUUUGUAUAAUUUUUUGUCUUUGAGUGCACAUGGAGACAUAGGAAACUGUGAGACCUUCUGGAGAGCAAAGGAGUGUUGCUGCCAAUACAGUAUUCAUGGUCAAGCUGAACAUCUUUGUGGUGGCUGCUCGUGACCACUGAAGCAUCCUAGUGAUGCCUGGGAAGGCUGCAGGCCCCAAGGAGAAAAGAGUGCAAGUGGGAUGUGUGGAAGGGCUGGCAGCAGCCACAGAGGGACUGUAACAGAGCUGGAGCUUCUCUUAAGUGUGCAAAUGGGGGAUUGGCUUUUCUUGGUUUUUAAUAAUGCUGGGGCUGAGGGCUGAGAUGUCUUUCAUACAGCUGGGGAGUGAUCCUAGAAAAUCCUUGUGAAGAUGGGAACAAGAGAGUAAGUAAGGUGGAGCCCAGGCUGUGAUGUUGGGCACAACCACUGCCUGUGUGCAGCCCCACCAUUCCUUAGUGGAAGAGACAAGGAGCAGAGGAGUUCCUCUGUGCUUCCACACAGCCACUGUGCCAGCAGUGAGAGUGUCACAGCUGCCAUUGGUGCAGAAGCACCCAAGGACUCUGAGAAUGUGCUCCAGCCUGGACAGCUUUUGGACUUGGAAUAAGAAGCCCUUUAAGUAAGGCAUUUGACUGUGGUCUUGCUAGAAGGCAAUACUCCCUAGUAAAAAGUCAGGAAAUCUUUGUAUGCCUCUUUUUUGGUAAAGAAACUGCUCUGAUGGAAUCCUUGUAGCUGUGCUGCUCAUGCCUGAGCCAUGGGAGCAUCCACAUGCUGGGAAUGGAGAGGGGAGAAGGGGGCAGGAAGGUGCCAGUUCAGGCUGCCUGGGAGGUCUGCUGGGCCAGGCACAGUGUGGAGCUGGCAGUAGGGCACUUCAGGGAACCUGAAUUGUAUUGCUGCAGACAGGUGAGGAGACAGGAUCUGCAGAACUAAUCCUUGCUGUUCAUUAAGGUUUUUGUAAAUUUAAUGAAGAGAGCAAUAUUGUAUUGUAAAUAGGCUACUGAGAAAGAAUGUUAUUAAUGCAAAUGGUGCUUUGAGAAAUGGAACAUCAUGUUACUGCUGAACUACUGGUGUACACCUGUGGUUGAACAGUUACUCCACCAGUGUAAAAAUUAUUAAUAUGAUCCCUUCUCAGUAAAACUGAUUUAAUAAUAUGUUAGAAGAUGAUGCUGAUCCUGGCCUUACUCACCAUGGAAUUAAUAUUUUAAUUAAGAGGACUAAUUACAGAAAAAUAAAAAUCUCAGUGGAAUUGUCA
This is a messenger RNA of Zonotrichia leucophrys gambelii, 2768 nucleotides long. It is a transcript of the gene ERGIC2, whose product is annotated as ERGIC and golgi 2. The coding region runs from base 249 to 1382 and encodes 377 amino acids. Gene Ontology annotation, biological process: retrograde vesicle-mediated transport, Golgi to endoplasmic reticulum; endoplasmic reticulum to Golgi vesicle-mediated transport. Gene Ontology annotation, cellular component: membrane; COPII-coated ER to Golgi transport vesicle; endoplasmic reticulum. NCBI's taxonomy places the organism in Eukaryota, Metazoa, Chordata, Aves, Passeriformes, Passerellidae. The record is from RefSeq and is a predicted model, not a curated record. The transcript has 14 exons.